This is a messenger RNA of Cylicocyclus nassatus, 1662 nucleotides long. Lineage: Eukaryota; Metazoa; Nematoda; Chromadorea; Rhabditida; Strongylidae. The record is from the annotation of a GenBank genome assembly.
AUGUCAAAACUGCAAGUGAAGGCUAAACAAGGCAGCGCUGAUGCAAAGGACUCAAGCGCAGGAUGGUUUACACUUGAAGAUGCAAGGGGCAAAGCCGAUCAUAAAUUUAUAUUCGAUGUUACGGAUGCGACGAUGCACAAUAUCUCUGCUUGGGAGUCGAUCGCUUUUGAUAAGCAGGCAACACGUGCACCUCCAGUAAUGUCGGAAUGGGAUGCUACUGAAUGUGACAUGCAAUGGAUGCCCAUUGCCUCGCAUCCACUGCAGGGUGAGGAACUGAAAAAUGUCACUAGAAAUCUGAAGGCGACCGUAGCUGUGAUGCUUGUGGCCACAGGAGCAUACAGUCUCAAACCUACUUCGCAUGCGGCAGCUUGGUGGCUAUACGUCAUCACAAUCGCCAACCUGGCAAAGGACCCUAUGGAAGGUCUUCUCUUGGGUCGCGAUAUUAUUGAGCGAGCUGACGUUGUGCAGGCGGGGUCAAUCAACCAGAUGAAAGUGGAGAAGCUAAGGUUUGCUGCGUCUUCACUUUGGCAAGAAACCGUAAAAUUACUGGCAAAGAUUGCUGUUGUGAGAUGGGACUCGACAGAAAGUGCAUUGCGAAUUAUUGUAAACGAGCUUUAUCGCUCAAUGACCGCACGGCAGUUGCAGCAGGUUAUUGACACUAUCUUGACUACUUUUGCAAAAGAAGAGAAAGGUUGGGAUGCAGCGCUGCUGCUUGCCGCUUACACCUUGCGGCUUAUACCACUGCAAGCUGAGAUUGUGUGCAAGCAUUACAAUAGAAAAUCCACCGAGUUAGAACAAUGGGGAAUGUACUCCCGGUUUCAUUUCCCACCGAUGACAAGGAGCGGACUUGAAUUGAUUAAGAUCGGUCUGCAAGAGUAUGGAUACGCCUUGUUUUGGCCAGUCGGAGAGAGUUAUCUGAGUUGGGGUUAUAAACCUCGUCUAAUUCAUCAUUGGAACGCCAUUAAAAAGUGGUUUGGAAGUAGGUGGGAAUGGUUCGGCCUUCCACUUACAUCUGCCCUGCUAUCAGAUAUAGAAAAACUCCACGGCAAACGCGUUUUUGACGACCUCGGGACCGCAGAUAUUCACUUGGAUGUAGUGCGCAAUAUGCUGACUUCCCUUUUAUAUGCAAAUUACUUUCCAAACGGACUCGAGUCAACUGCUCAAAAAAUGUGCGAGGAGGUUAAUUUCGAAAUUCAGCUGAACGAAAGAGACUGCUGUUACGCCCGAUUUUGCAAAAUUGUGUCUGCCACCUAUUUCCCAUGGGCUUCAUUUCAUAACGAUGGACGCAUCACUUCGCUUAUCAUGGGAAUUUAUGCCUUCUAUAGUAAAGAUGAUGAGCCGACGCCUCCAGCAAAUGUGGAUCCGCUCUAUUACCAUACAGGGAGAUUCUAUGCCAGAGAAAAGUAUCUUUCAGACUUUUUAUUUCCUGGGGAUGGAAAUUUAUUCCUGAGGUCAUUUAAAGAACUUUGUGUUGAAGGGGAUAACAAAGUCUUGACUGCUUCUCCAUCAAUGAUCUGGGGAAAUCGACCCAGCGUAGUCAGGUCCAGCGCUGAAAUGACAGCUUUGUUAAAAGAAACGGAGGAGGACCACUUGGCGUCUCAACGGUACAAGGACGCAAUGAGGAAGGCUGUCGCUCUUCUGCAGGAAAAAGGGCGUUCCUAA